Molecule: messenger RNA, 786 nt
Organism: Pistacia vera
Lineage: Eukaryota; Viridiplantae; Streptophyta; Magnoliopsida; Sapindales; Anacardiaceae
Exons: 1
Coding region: 1-786 (261 amino acids)
Source: RefSeq, a predicted model, not a curated record
AUGGAGGAGCCCAAGGGUCGACCAGUGGGUGGCACUGAGUACAGCUGGUGCCGUGCUGUGCCCGGCGGCACCGGCAUUGCUGUCCUGGCAAUCCUUACCUCAAAAACCCUAGAAGCCUUAAAACUUCAAAACGCCAUAAAUAAACUACAAAAAUUACACCCAGUACUAAGGUCAAAACUCCACAGAAACCCUAGCAAAAACAGCUUCUCCUUCAUCACAUCUACGACUCCUUACGUUCAAAUCAAGUCGUUUAACCUCUCAUCAACCUGUAAAAUACUUGAAAGUCUUAACCCUCCGACGAAAAACUUGGCUAUUUCGCCUUUACAAUCACUUCUUGAACAUGAACUUAACCAACAUGUUUGGUGGUGUAGUAAUGAUAAUAACGAAAAUGAUAUGUUCUUGGCGAGCAUGUACUCACUGCCUAAUGAAAAGUGGGUGGUGGUGCUCCGGCUUCAUGUUUCGGCGUGCGACCGGACGACCGCGGUGUCUUUGCUGAGAGAGCUGCAAGAGCUGGUGGGUGAAGCAGAAGAGGAAAAAGAAGAGAGGGGAGGGAAGGUGGUGAAUGAGAUUAAUUUGGGAAUUGAGGAUCUUAUUCCAAGUGGGAAAGUUAAGAAAAGUUUAUGGACAAGAGGGAUUGACAUGCUUAGUUACUCGAUGAAUUCAUUCAGAUCAACGAAUCUGAAAUUCAUUGAUGUGAACUCGCCAAGAUGCUCUCAGGUGGUGAGAAUCCAGAUGAACAAAGAUGAAACUGAGAGGAUCAUUUCUGUAAGUUCAAUAUUAUGUUAA